UUACCGCCACCCCAUGGUCACACUGAUAACACCGACACUUUCUUUUUACGUCGAACAUUUUCAAGCGGAAGUCAAAAAUUGCUCCUUGAAUUUUGUUCAUUUUCUUAGUUUUAAAUCUCCAAAUGCUGCUGAAAUCGGUGACUGUGAGUGGGGUGGACCACGUGUUCGCCUGCAGUGAGGGAGAGCAUGACGAAACCCUGACUAUCCACGUCCUCCAACCCGGCCAGAACUUGAGCUACUCCGAGACAUUGCAAAAAUACGAUUACCAGCAGCGUUUGAAAACGCUCAACGCACGCGUAAAGUUUCCGGAGGCAUCGGUGCGUCUGAUCCUGGUCAACGAGGAUCCAUUGAUUGCCGAAGAGCAACCGGAGCACCCAUUCAUGAUCUGGAAGAUGAAGUAUUUCAUGGGCAGUUCUGUUGCAUCCCUCAAGUGGGAAUGGCACAUGAUUCCCACGGAUGGCGUGCAUGUGAGCAACUGAUUAGUGCAGACGCAGUUUGAAGCAGAACUAUAAUGA
This is a messenger RNA of Drosophila erecta, 515 nucleotides long. RefSeq lists its product as uncharacterized. The record is from RefSeq and is a predicted model, not a curated record. Lineage: Eukaryota; Metazoa; Arthropoda; Insecta; Diptera; Drosophilidae. Bases 123 to 479 code for a protein of 118 amino acids. The transcript is spliced from 2 exons.